AUGGUUGAUGAUUUUUUUUUUUUAAUUCAGGAAAAAUCGAAGUACAGACCUUGUGUGGUGAUCGAUCGGACGAAUGAGGUGUCCGAUCGAUCAGCAAGCUGCUGGAAUUAUCUAGACUCGGUUUGUUCGGUGAUCGAUCAGAUAGGUAGGUGUCUGAUCGAUCAAUACCUAAUUGCAAUUCUGGGAAUCCUUCUGAUGAUCAAUCGAUCGAGUAUAGUGUCUGAUCGAUCAGCAAGUCCCUGGAGUUUUCCGAUGUCUGAUUUACACAAUGAUCAGUCGAUCGGUUAG
Molecule: messenger RNA, 288 nt
Organism: Arabis nemorensis
Lineage: Eukaryota; Viridiplantae; Streptophyta; Magnoliopsida; Brassicales; Brassicaceae
Source: the annotation of a GenBank genome assembly